Monomorium pharaonis (pharaoh ant) is the source of this 5124-nucleotide messenger RNA. RefSeq lists its product as uncharacterized. Bases 1 to 5124 code for a protein of 1707 amino acids. The record is from RefSeq and is a predicted model, not a curated record. Gene Ontology annotation, biological process: proteolysis; DNA integration. Gene Ontology annotation, molecular function: aspartic-type endopeptidase activity; nucleic acid binding. Lineage: Eukaryota; Metazoa; Arthropoda; Insecta; Hymenoptera; Formicidae. The transcript has a single exon.
AUGGACGCUCUCAUUACAUCGCAAACUGAACUGUACGGGCGCAUCGCCCGAGCCAUCGACAACUUGAAGAAGCUUGGCUCGGCUAACAUCACCAUGGGUGUGGUCGAAGCACGAAUCAAGGCACUGGACUCGACGUGGUCGAAAUUCGAGUCACAGCACGACACGUUGACUCUCAAAUUCCCCGGAGAACUCGGUAAGUCGAGCUAUGCACGGGACAAUCUAUUCGAUCAGGCUGAGAUGAUCUACAUUACGCAGCGGGGUGCUCUGAUGGACUGGAUCGCCGACUUUCAAAGGGCGAGUCGGAGCACGGCGGUCGAGGCGUCAACCGCGCCGCCGGAGCGUAAUCAUCUCCCGCGGAUAAAUUUGCCUCAGUUCUCUGGAGCCGUCGAGGACUGGUUCUCCUUCAGGGCUCUCUUCCUAUCCGUGAUUAAUAAGCAGUCUACGAUCUCCAAUGUUGAAAAACUGCACUACCUGCGGACGUCUCUGAGGGGGGAAGCAGAUAAGUUGGUGCGCGAUCUUCCGGUGACCGGUGAUAAUUUCGAGAGGGCUUGGAACACCCUCAGCGAAUAUUACGAAAACAAGCGAGUGCUGGCGCGCGCCAACUUCGCCAGUUUCACGGCACUUCCGAAGCUGAAGAGCGAAUUGGCAGGCGAACUCCGUCGCAUCUUCCAAGGAAUGACGAGCACGGUCAACACCCAGGAGAGCAUCGGCCGUCCCAUAGCAGCCAAUGGAAUGGACCUCUUCGUGCAUCUUGUGGUUGAGCUUCUGGACGCAAGGACGCGGCGCGAUUGGGAGUCCGCCAUCAGCUCGACGGCCGAACCACCGAGCUAUGACGAACUGAGGAUCUUUCUCAUGGAAAAGAUUCGCACGCUCGAAGCAUUGGCACCGGCUAAGGUCGGAACCGAAGGUCCCGCCAGCGCGACCAAAACGAGCACCCCCCGCGCCGCCAAGUCUCACCAUGUCAAACAAGGACCAGGAGUGGGGGGCUGCGCCUAUUGCAAGGGUUCUCACUUCGUGAUGUCAUGCAGCGAGUUUCGAGCGAAAACGCCGAGUGAGCGACUCGCAAUAACCGCCACACACAAACUGUGCACAAACUGUCUCGGGAAUUAUGCACUGGCCAAGUGUCCGUCGACAAAAACGUGCAUCUUGUGCAAUGCCAAGCACCAUUCGCUUCUCCAUGGAGCACCUGCAACAACCCCUCCUGCGAUGAGCGGGGCCACGUCGCUGGCGGCGACGCGGCGGGAUGAAGACCAUAGGGCCAUUCUGCUGGCCACUGCGCGACUCAAGGUCAACGAUAUCCAUGGCUUGCCUCACGAUGUGCGAGCGCUGAUUGACCAGGGUUCGGAGGUGUCAAUCAUCUCCGAGGCGCUCGCUCAGCGCUUGCGACUGCGGCGAACCAAGACGGCCUUCACGAUCUUUGGUGUCGGACCCAGCUCCAGCCAUGCUCGGGGCAAGGUCACGUUACAAUUGAUGUCGGCGGUGACCGGAGCCAAGGUCUCCGCUGUUGCUGUGGUGCUGCCGCGGCUGUCGUUGUACCGGGACAAAACGGACCGAAGAUCCACCUCAUGGCCACAUCUCCGUGGCCUACCACUGGCGGACCCGGAGUUCAUGGCCAACGAUCCCGUGGAGCUCCUCCUCGGGGCUGAAGUGUAUUCCAACAUUCUCGAGGACGGGUUGUGCAGGGGCAGUCCAAGCGCGCCCAUCGCUCAGUGCACCGUCCUCGGGUGGAUCGUGUCCGGCGGUGUGAGCUCGGCGACCGGUGGCAGCCCUAUUUCGUGUCAAUGCACUGUCGAUCAGGAGCUCACCAGACUUGUGCAUCAGUUUUGGGAGCAGGAAGCUGAACCCCGGAGGCCCGCGACCCUGACUCCGGCGGAACAGCAAUGCGAAGACCUAUUUUUGCGAACGCACUCAAGAGCGCCAUCCGGCCGCUACAUGGUGCGGUUACCGCUGAGGGGGCAACCUGCCAGACUCAGCGAGACGCGACGACCUGCCGAGCGCAUCCUCAGCGCCAUGGAAGGUAAGUGCGCUCAUUCCGACCAAUUCGGAGAGUUGUACCGGGCGUUCAUGAGAGAGUAUGAGGAUCUUCAACACAUGACCGAGGUGCCACCGGCCGUCGAGGGCCGAGCCGUGUGCUAUCUUCCCCACCACGGAGUCCUUCGACGGGUGGGCUCCACUGCCAAGUUGCGUGUGGUGUUCAAUGGCUCGCAGGUGCUUCGCGAUGGUGAGUCGCUGAAUUCUUUGCUGCUCGUGGGCGCAAACCUAUUGCCGGCUCUAGCCGAUGUCAUCCUCCGGUGGAGAUGGCAUCGGUUUGUGGUUGUGAGCGAUGUCGAGAAAAUGUACCGACAAAUUCUCGUGCGUCCAGACGACCGCGAUUACCAGCGUAUCUUGUGGCGGCGCAGUGCGAACACCGACGUGCGCGAGUUCCAAUUGAACACCGUUACGUACGGUCUCGCGUGUGCGCCCUUUUUAGCCAUUCGAACACUUAGACAGCUGGCCAGCGACGAACAGCAGAGAUUUCCUAAGGGGGCGAGCGCUCUCCGGCGGGAUUGCUACGUCGACGACAUCCUGACCGGCGCGAGCACCAUCAGCGACGCGAUUGCGAUCCAGCAGCAGGUGCGCGGGUUGUGCAUGGCGGGCGGCUUUCCUCUGCGAAAGUGGGCGACCAACAAGGAAGAAGUGCUCGAUGGAGUUCCUCCCGAGCACCGAUUGCAGCGAAGUGAUCUUGCAUGGGAACCAGAGUGGCACUCAACUCUCGGCCUGCGCUGGCACCCUGCCGAGGACUGCUUCAGCAUAAAACUAAAUCCCAGCAAUAUCACUCGCUUUACCAAGCGCACGGUUCUUGCGGAAACAGCGCGACUAUUCGAUCCGCUUGGAUGGCUUGCUCCGGUGGUGGCCCGUGCGAAGAUUCUCAUCCAAUCUGCGUGGCUGCAACAACUAGACUGGGAUGCACCCUUGCAUUCGGCCGAAGCGAAGGAGUGGCGGACCUUUUUCGAGGAGCUUCCGCUGCUCCGAGAUAUUCGAGUUCGUCGUUGGCUCGGCAGCGACAUCGACGGGGCGUGCGUCGAGAUUCACGGCUUCUCGGACGCGUCCGAGCGUGGUUUCGCGGCCGUCGUUUAUCUUCGCGGCACAGAUCGGCACGGACUGUCGCUUUCGUUUCUCCUGGCGGCAAGGACGAGGGUCGCGCCCGUGAAGCAGGUCUCGCUGCCGCGACUCGAACUGUGCGCGGCCGCGUUGCUGGUAAGGCUAACGCACCACGUGCAAGAUACUCUGGGGCUGACAACGGCUCCAACUCAUCUAUGGUGCGACUCUACCGUGGUUCUCCAUUGGAUUCGAGGCCAUCCAUCGCGGUGGAAAACGUAUGUCGCGAACCGCGUGUCGCACAUACAGCAACGCCUACCGAACGCGACGUGGCGCCACAUUCCGGGAAAGGACAAUCCCGCCGAUUGUGCCUCGCGGGGCGUCUCACCGCGAGACAUGCCGCGCCACGCAUUGUGGUGGACGGGGCCACCUUGGCUCAUCGAGCCCGCGGCCUCGUGGCCAAGCGAACCGAUCGCCGGACCGGAUUGCUCGCUCCCGGAGCAGCGCGCCGUCGCGAGCGCUGCGACCCUUGCCGUGGUUGCGGAGCCAGACCUGCUUCUGCGAUUUUCGUCGUGGACCCGCCUUCUCCGGGUAACAUCAUGGUGCUUACGCUGGCGCGGCUCCAAGAUGAAGCGCACCGACCCGUUCCUCCACGCGGAGGAAAUAAAGGACGCGGAGCGCAGGUGGUUCCGCAUAACUCAGCAGCUGCAUUACGCAGCGGAAAUAGCCGCUAUGAAGCGGGAAGGACCGCUGCCUCAUCGCAGCCAAUUAGCCAAUCUGCACCCAUUUCGAGGCCCCGACGGAAUCCUGAGAGUGGGAGGCCGCCUCAAGCACUCGCUGCUAGCAUAUGACGAGAAGCACCCCAUUAUCGUCCCUCCGGCAUCGCAGCUCACCAAACUCCUGGUUGAGCAUCAUCACCGUCGCACCCUGCAUGGGGGAGUGCAACUCACAUUGGCUGCGGUCCGGCAGGCGCACUGGAUUCCUCAAGGAAGAUCAGUGGUCAAGGGCGUUAUAAACCGAUGCAACACGUGCGUGCGUUGGCGGGCGGCCGCUCCGCAACCGCCGAUGGGCGAUCUGCCGGCGUCGCGAGUCACCCCUGCGCGCCCAUUCAGUCGCGUCGGUGUCGAUUACGCCGGUCCUAUUCUCAUGCGUACGACCAAAGGGCGAGGCCACAAGGCGCACAAGGCUUUCAUCGCGGUCUUCGUGUGCAUGAGCACUCGCGCGAUCCAUAUCGAAGCGGUUUCGGAUUACUCUGCCGAGGCGUUUCUCGCGGCGUUCCGUCGGUUUGUUUCGCGGCGCGGGCUUCCGAGCGACGUUUUUAGCGACUGCGGCACUAAUUUCACCGGCGCAGACCGACAGCUGCGGAUCCUUUUCAGCGCAUCGGCUCCCGACGGCCGGCACGUCGCUGAUCGCGCGGCAACGCUCGGAAUACGGUGGCACUUUAAUCCCCCCUCUGCGCCGCAUUUCGGAGGCAUUUGGGAAGCGGCCGUUAAGUCGAUGAAACACCAUCUCCGACGAGUCAUCGGCGACGCGACACUAACGUUUGAGGAGAUGUCCACGUUCCUCGCGCAGGUAGAAGCGUGCCUGAAUUCGCGGCCGCUGCAAGCGCAAUCGGACGAUCCCACCGAUUUCGGGGCGCUUACCCCGGGGCACGCUCUCACUGGCGCUCCACUCAUAGCCGUGCAGGAGCCGCUUAGCGAUGCGGCCGCGUCUCCCGGGACGCGGUGGCAGCAUCUCCAAAAAAUGCGGGACCACUUUUGGCAGAGAUGGUCUCACGAGUAUUUGCAAGGCUUAACGGCGCGAUCGAAGUGGCUGAAAUCCACCCAGGCGCCCCAGAUGGGCGCGCUAUGCCUCAUAAAAUCCGAGACCUCGCUGCCAACCAAGUGGCCGCUCGCUCGCAUUGUUGAAAUGCACCCGGGGACCGAUGGGAUCGUCCGAGUGGUGACGGUUCGCACCGCGACCACCGAACUUGUGCGCCCGCUCGUGAAAAUCGUUCUGCUGCCCGGGGCGAACGAAAAUCUCGGGCCAGCAAAUGAUCAACAUUGA